AUGAGUAUUGAGUACUAUACAACAUUGAGAUGUUCUGUUACCCCACCAUUUGUCAACCCGGAGCCUUUUCUUCUUCUUCCCAAGGAGACUCAGCUCCACGUUGAUGUGAUUGAAGUCCCUCCGCAGAGUCCCCCUGGGGCCCUUCACAAUGACUGUGCGCCCCUUCAGAGUGAUUUCGACAUUCUCUGGAAUGUCCACAGUCUGAUUGCUGAGAAUGGUCUUCAUCCUCGCAGUAGAUGGGGCCCCACCGUCAGGACCAUCUGCAGUCAUGUUCAGAACAUGAUCAAAGGUGUCAUGCUGGGCUUCCGAUACAAGAUGCGGUCUGUGUACGCUCACUUCCCCAUCAACGUCGUCAUCCAGGAGAAUGGCUCUUUGGUUGAAAUCCGAAAUUUCUUGGGUGAAAAAUACAUCCGCAGGGUUCGGAUGAGGACAGGUGUGGCUUGUUCUGUCUCUCAAGCCCAGAAGGAUGAGUUAAUCCUUGAAGGAAAUGACAUUGAACUUGUUUCAAAUUCAGCUGCCCUGAUUCAGCAAGCCACAACAGUUAAAAACAAGGAUAUCAGGAAGUUUUUGGACGGCAUCUAUGUGUCUGAGAAGGGAACUGUGCAGCAGCAGGCUGACGAGUGAGGAGGCCUCAGUUCCUGGCCCCAGAAACGAGAUCCUGACCACAAGAACAAUUUGGGCUCUUUUGGGAGAAUAAAAGACUUAUAUAUUGAAAAAAAAAAAAAAA
Mus musculus (house mouse) is the source of this 727-nucleotide messenger RNA. RefSeq names its product predicted pseudogene 7206. Lineage: Eukaryota; Metazoa; Chordata; Mammalia; Rodentia; Muridae. The record is from RefSeq and is a predicted model, not a curated record. The transcript is spliced from 2 exons. The coding region runs from base 1 to 624 and encodes 207 amino acids.